Messenger RNA from Lutzomyia longipalpis, 1301 nucleotides. RefSeq names its product ferritin subunit (gene Fer1HCH). Gene Ontology annotation, cellular component: cytoplasm. Gene Ontology annotation, molecular function: ferrous iron binding; ferric iron binding. The transcript is spliced from 3 exons. The coding region runs from base 392 to 1027 and encodes 211 amino acids. Lineage: Eukaryota; Metazoa; Arthropoda; Insecta; Diptera; Psychodidae. The record is from RefSeq and is a predicted model, not a curated record. Gene Ontology annotation, biological process: iron ion transport; intracellular iron ion homeostasis.
AGCGUUUUCCUAUACGGAUACACCAACACAUGGGGGAAAUGCCAUUGGAUUGGUUAUUUUGAAUGACGCUUCAGAAAAUUUUGUUCGUUCCGUGUGGAAAAGUUUUGUUCUCGGACUUGCAGUAAAAACUUGUUGUCGAGCAGUGUGAAAAGAUCUCGUUAUAAGUGAAUAUCGUGGUAAAAUAUUUCAUCAGUUAUUCAAUUGUUGCCAAUCUAUCUACUGUCCAUUGACGAUUGAGUAUAUCAGUCGAAACCCUUCUGUACCAGUGCGUAUAAAGGUUUUGACCACAUCGCGAAAUUAAUCGAGUUUUCUCUCAGUUUGGACAAAUUAGUGAACAAUUUUCUCAUUUCAAUUUUUGUGUUAAAUUCUCUGUGAACUCCAGAACAUAAAGAUGAAGCACCUAUUUGCUAUUGCGAUUCUAUUCUCCGUGGCCUUUGUCGCCUCUGCAGAUCUCAAAUGUAGCAUUGAUAUGCCUGCAGUUCCAACGGAAUGGUUGGACAUGUUCAAGAAAUGCAUCGAAUCAAUGCGCGAUCAGAUUCAGAAAGAAGUUGAUGCCUCAAUGACAUACCUGGCAAUGGGAGCCUAUUUUUCACGGGACACAGUCAAUCGUCCAGGAUUUGCAAAACAUUUCUUUGAAGCAGCCUCGGAGGAGCGCGAUCAUGCCAAUAAACUCAUUGAAUAUCUUCUCAUGCGUGGCGGUUUGAACACCUUCAAUGAGACAAGUAUGAUUACUGAUCUCAUCAAAGUUAAGCUUGUGGAAAAUACAAAAUGGAAUAGUGGAGUAGAGGCUUUGAAGGAUGCACUGAAACUCGAAGCUGAGGUUACUGAAAGCAUCCGUGGUGUGAUUAAGGCAUGUGAAGGAGAUAAGAACGACUACCAUUUAGUCGACUAUCUUACUGGUGUAUUCUUGGAGGAGCAAUAUCAUGGACAGCGUGAGCUUGCCGGCAUGAUUUCCACUCUGAGCAAGAUGAUGAACACUCACGGUACUAUUGGAGAGUUCUUGUACGAUAAGACACUCCUUGAUUAGAUUCCGUGGUGCCAUCUCUUCAACUUAUGUACCAUCAAAAGCAUGAAUUAAAAUUACAAAAAAAAACAAUAAAGAGAAAUUACUUUAGUUAAUAUAAUAUAUGUACGUAGAAAUCUGCGCCACAGGAAAUGACUGUGAUGAGUCAGCCAUUCUCGGGAGUAUCCUAAUCACUAUUUUAUUCAUUUACAUUUCUUUUGGUUUAUUUUGUUUAUUAUGCAUUAAAAAAAGAAGAUGAUGUAUUAAUUAAGUUUUCAAUAAACUCUACUCUUUGGAA